AUGUGUACUACAGAUUCCGGUCUUGAAAUAGAUAUUCAAAAAUGCGAUGUCUCAGCAGGUCAUAUCUCCCAAGUUAUAAUCAGAGAAAUGCUCAUGCAAAUCACUUUCAGCCAGAUAACAGUUAGUAUGUACAUGGCUACUAAAGCAACCGCUCUAAAGACUCGAAAACCUAAAACUAAUAACUAUGUCAGCAUCUUAGAGCAGUUCCUGGAAAAAUGUAAUUUGUCGGCUAGCUCCAUUCCAGAACAAUUGAGCGAACAUGCUCCCGAACUAGAUGCUUUACUUCCAGAUUGGAUGGCCCGUAGAUGUGUUAAGGUAGCUCUUGCUAAACCUAAACAUUCAUUUAGUAAAGAGAAAAUAGAGGCUCUCCUACCAGAUAAGAGAAAGAAAAACCUCACUAUAGAAGGAAGGGCAGAAUAUUGUGCUAAGGCCGGUGAUUUUGUUAACAUUAUCGCUAAUCAUUGGGCAGUGAGUCCGAAAAAUAAAAAUGAAAAGGAAAUCGUUGCCGGUGUUUCACGUCAGUCAACAUUCCGUGUGAAGUUAGCAGAAGGCGGUGUAGAUCCUGCAAUUAUUGAAGCAUUUGCCAAAGAUAAGGAACUUAUUCAAGACUCUAACAAAAUUCAAAAAAAGCGAACUAAGAAGCGAAUGGCUAAUCCAGAUAGAAUUCCCAUACAUUUCUCCUUAGCAAAUGUGCAAAAGAGGAUCCAAAAUAUGGAUGUUAGUAAAAUUCCUACUAGAGAGGAUCUUGCAGAUGUGAUAGUGAUGUUGAGUAUAAGACCUUCAGAAGUAACAUCUCUUCAAAUUAAGCACUAUGAGCCAGAUGAACUACUUGGGAUUGAUCUUUCGAAUAUUCCAGCAUGGUAUAAAGAGGGAUAUUCUUGGUAUUGUACAGGAUAUAAGAAGGCAGAUGGAAGAAUCCCUUGUCCACUUCUUUCUAUGGAAAAGAAUCCAGAACGCGCAAGAGAAUUGCUUACCUGGAUUCAAGAUACAAUUAAGGCUAAAAAGUUAUCUGACCCUGUCUUUACUGAAAGUGGGACACGUAGUGCUUGGCCAUUUAAUGAAUUCUUGAAGCAAGAACCUUAUAGAACCAUACCUAAAAAUUUAAGAGAUUAUGGAUUUAAACAUGCUUCCAGAGUUCAUGGUGGCAAAAAUCCAACCCCCCAACAUCUUAAAUUGCUUUUGAGAAUCGCAAUGAGGCAAGAAUCUGACCGUCUUGAUGCAGGUGAUAAUUAUACUAUAGGCGAUACAGAAUUAGAAGACUCCGGACCUGAAGAUGAGCAUAACUCAGACCUAAAAUCGGAGUCUACAGAAAAUGAUGAAAUAUCUGAAAUUAUCAAUAUGUAUAGUUAUUAA
Messenger RNA from Rhizophagus irregularis DAOM 181602=DAOM 197198, 1353 nucleotides. RefSeq lists its product as uncharacterized. The record is from RefSeq and is a predicted model, not a curated record. NCBI's taxonomy places the organism in Eukaryota, Fungi, Glomeromycota, Glomeromycetes, Glomerales, Glomeraceae.